This is a messenger RNA of Postia placenta MAD-698-R-SB12, 585 nucleotides long. RefSeq lists its product as hypothetical. The transcript is spliced from 3 exons. NCBI's taxonomy places the organism in Eukaryota, Fungi, Basidiomycota, Agaricomycetes, Polyporales, Adustoporiaceae. The record is from RefSeq and is a predicted model, not a curated record. The coding region runs from base 1 to 585 and encodes 194 amino acids.
AUGUCGCUUCUCUUUUGUCAGAACAUUCCUGCGGACAGAACUCGAUCGCAAGGAGCCCGUUCUGACCCCCAGGAAUCCGACGGUAAACUCAUGCAUCACCGUGACCCUCUUGAUUCACCUUCUAACCCUUGCGUCUCAGAGCCCCCAAAUAACAGGCUCAGUCCAGAACUCAAUGAAGCAUCUGUGCAAUCUUCUUCAGAACAACCACAACCCGAGCUCCGGCCUCUCACAUCUCUCAGGUGGCCGUACGUACCUGAAGAAUCAGCGUACCCUGAUCCUCUCAAGCGCGAUGACCCCAAGCCUUUACAAAUUCCCCAGUACGAAGCCAUAGCAACCUCCCCUGCAAUCCGCCGUGCCCUGGUCUCAAAUCCACAACUGCCCACCCUUCUCCGCUCUAUCGAUCGACUUCGUGGUCCGGAGCGCGAAGAAGCCCUCGAGCACGCACUUGGGAUUGCACCAGCAGAUCGCCAAGCUCCGGCUCAGCCCGAGGAAGACACGCGCGCCUUACGAAUGCUGGCGGAAGCUGUUGAAGCUGCUGUGAGAGGCGGGAAGCAGGACGUUCUGGGUCUGGACUGGGGAGAUUAA